UAAUAGAUACAUAUUAUGAUCAUUUUAGAAUCACAAUCACUUCUGGUACAGAAUACAAAACUUGCAACAAAUAAGGAAGAUAUAACAGCUUCGAUGAACUCAAAUAACAAAUCCGAACAAACUGCAAUUAAGGCUGGAGAGAAGCUGACCAAAGACACCGCGGAAGUUAGCAAACUAAAGAAUUUCUUACACCAAAUCGUAGAUGUUUCGCUGUUCAGAACAUUUUUUUUAUCCAAUUCAUGUAUUGGAGUAGCUAUUUGUCUCUUCUCUGAAAUGACUUUUGUUAUUAUGGUUCCUCAAGCAUUAUAUUCUAUGGGAUGGGAUGAGAAAGAAGUGGCCUGGGCGUUGUCAUUGAAUGCUUUGGGAGAUUUGGUGAUGAGAACUUUGUUAAUAUUCAUAAGCAGUUUACUGGUGAAACUUGGAAGCCAUCAGAUUUAUAUUGUUGGACUGGUCGUCGCAGUUGGGGCUAGACUUGGGAUGCUGUGGUCUGACAACAGAACAUCAAUAACAGCCUUCAUAGCAAUAAUGGGAUUUUCGCGUUGUACUAUCAUGGUGCUUUUGCCCGUCGUAGUUGGGGAUUCAGUUCCCCUUGAAAAAUUCUCGUCAGCCGUAGGACUGUUAUUUAUGUUUCUUGGCGUCUUCAAUCUGAUCAUGGGUCCAGUUGUUGGUGCAGUGCGAGACUUUACCGAUAGUUACGCAACGGCGUUUUACAUUUUAUCUUCGUUCAUUGCUAUCGUGACAAUUCUCUGGACAAUUGAAUUAUUCUACAAGAAGUCUAAGCACAAGAGACUGCCGAAGAAGGACAGUGUAUCGUCAAAACCUUGACAAAAC
Bicyclus anynana (squinting bush brown) is the source of this 831-nucleotide messenger RNA. RefSeq lists its product as uncharacterized. NCBI's taxonomy places the organism in Eukaryota, Metazoa, Arthropoda, Insecta, Lepidoptera, Nymphalidae. Gene Ontology annotation, molecular function: transmembrane transporter activity. The transcript has 5 exons. Bases 16 to 825 code for a protein of 269 amino acids. The record is from RefSeq and is a predicted model, not a curated record. Gene Ontology annotation, biological process: transmembrane transport.